This is a messenger RNA of Onthophagus taurus, 7412 nucleotides long. Lineage: Eukaryota; Metazoa; Arthropoda; Insecta; Coleoptera; Scarabaeidae. The record is from RefSeq and is a predicted model, not a curated record.
UGAGAAAAAAUUUAAAUUAAUUAAAAAUAAAUAAAUAGAAACAGAACAAAGUGAUUUUUUUUAAAUGUGUAUGUGGUGUGUUGUGUAAUAUAAUUAUGGUGGUUAAGGUGGAUUUUUCAGUUUAUCUUAGAGAUGUCACAUAGGGAUUUUACGGAGGUAGAGCCCCAGGGUACCGACGAGUUGCCCGCAGCCAGUAGGCAAUUAUUUUUAGAAAAAGUGAGACAAUCAAACGCGGCCUGUCAAAAUGGAGAUUUCGCAACAGCCGUGGCGCUUUACACGGACGCCUUACAACUCGACCCAACGAACCACAUCUUAUACUCAAACAGAUCGGCGGCCAAGUUAAAACAAGGACUUUUCUCGCAAGCCCUUCAAGACGCAUGCAGCGCGCGCGAUCUUUGCCCAACAUGGCCGAAAGCUUAUUAUAGACAAGGAGUAGCUUUACAAUGUAUGGGUCGCCACGGUGAUGCUUUAGCAGCUUUUAGUUCCGGUUUGGCGCAAGAUCCGACUUCGCAACAACUUUUAUCGGCGUUAAUAGAAGCCUCGGUAAAAUCGCCUUUAAGACAUAAUCUAGAACCGACAUUUCAACAAUUGGAAUUGAUGAAACUCGAUCAAAGUCCGUUUGUUUUAAUAUCGGUUGUAGGUCAAGAACUUUUAGCGGCCGGCUUAUACAACUCGGCAGUCACCGUUUUGGAAUCAGCAUUACGAAUCGGAUCUUGCUCGCAAAAGCUCCGCGGAAGCGUCUUUUCGGCGUUAAGCUCUGCGCAUUGGGCUCUAAAUCAACUCGAUAAAGCCAUUGGUUAUAUGCAACAAGAUUUGGCGAUCGCAAAAAGCUUAGGGGAUACAGCUGGGGAGUGUCGGGCGCAUGGAAAUUUAGGGUCGGCUUAUUUUAGUCAAGGGUCGUACAAAGAAGCUUUAACGGCUCACCGAUACCAAUUAGUCCUUGCGAUGAAAUGUAAAGAUACUCAAGCUGCCGCUUCAGCUUUGACGUCUUUGGGGCACGUUUAUACCGCGAUCGGGGAUUACCCCAACGCUUUGGCUUCGCAUAAACAAUGCGUGCAAUUAGUUAAACAAAUGGGGGAUAAAUUACAAGAAGCUCGCGAAAUCGGAAACGUCGGAGCCGUUUAUUUAGCGAUCGGGGAUUUCGAUUCGGCCGUUGAUUGUCACACGCAACAUCUAAGGAUCGCUAGGAGGUUGGGAAAUCAAGUCGAGGAGGCUAGGGCUUAUAGCAAUUUAGGAUCGAGUCAUCAUUAUCGAAGAAAUUUCGCCCAGGCUAUUGUGUAUCACGAAAAAGUUUUGCGAUUAGCUCAAAAUAUUGGGGAUAAAUCUGUGGAAGCUCGAGCUUACGCGGGAUUAGGCCACGCCGCGCGAUGCGCUGGGGAUUAUUCCCAAGCGAAACAUUGGCACGAACGCCAACUUGACAUGGCUUUAGCAACACGGGAUAAAGUCGGGGAAGGGCGAGCUUGUUCCAACUUAGGGAUCGUUUAUCAAUUACUCGGGGAAUACGACGCUGCUUUAAAGCUUCACCAAGCGCAUUUAGCGAUUGCGAGAAACCUCCAAGAUCGCGCCGGGAUGGGGCGAGCUUACGGAAACAUCGGAAACGCUUACUCAGCGGCGGGGUAUUAUGAAUCAGCCAUAAAAUACCACAAACAAGAAUUAACGAUAAGCAAAGAAGUUCACGAUAGAAGCUCCGAGGCGAGUACUCAUGGUAACUUAGCAGUAGCUUACCAAGCGAUCGGAGCCCAUGAUAUGGCCUUAUUACAUUAUCGAGCUCAUUUAGGAAUUGCCCGCGAAUUAAAAGACACAGCCGGGGAAGCUUGCGCUUUAUUAAAUUUAGGAAAUUGUUUAAGUUCACGCAACGAAUUCGGAGAAGCCAUCCCAUACUACGAACAAUACUUAAUGUUAUCCCAAGAAUUGGCCGACAUCGAAGGAGAAGCAAAAGCUUGCCACUUCUUAGGAUACGCUCAUUAUUGCAUCGGAAAUUACCGCGAAGCCGUGAGAUAUUACGACCAAGAUUUAGCCCUAGCUAAAGAUUUACAAGACAAAAUGAACAUGGGGAGAGCUUAUUGCAACCUCGGAUUGGCCCAUUUAGCUUUAACGCAAUUAGACACAGCUUUAGAGUGCCAAAAAUAUUUUUUGGCAAUCGCUCACAUGACGAAUAAUUUAAACGGGAAAUUUCGCGCUUUGGGAAACAUCGGCGACGUUCUAAUCAAAAUGCAAGAAAUUGACGAAGCCGUUAAGAUGUAUCACCGCCAAUUAGCUUUGGCGAGAAGUAAUCGAGAUCGCACGAUGGAAGCCGCAGCUUGCGGGGCUUUAGGAAUCGCGCAUCGGCUUCUAAAAAAACUCGAUAAAGCUUUAGGGUAUCACACCCAAGAGUUAACGUUGAGACAAGAAAUGUCGGAGCUUCAAGGGGAAUGUAAAGCUCACGGGCAUUUAGGCGCCGUCCAUAUGGCGUUGGGAAACUACACCCACGCCGUUAAAUGCUACCAAGAACAAUUAGAACGCGCCCAAGAACUCCAAGAUUGCGCCGUUGAAGCUCAAGCUUACGGAAAUUUAGGAAUCGCUCGUCUAAAUAUGGCGCAUUACGAAGAUGCAAUCGGGUAUUUCGAGCAACAAUUAGCAACUUUGGAGCGAUUAAGCACGUCCACGGCUCAAUUGGAUAAAGGGAGGGCUUUUGGGAGUUUGGGGGAUUGUUACGAUGCGUUGGGGGACCCCGAGGAAGCUGCGAAAUGCCACGAACAAUAUUUAUCGAUGUCGUUGAAGUUGAAGAGUUCGCGGGAUCAGGAGAGGGCGUAUCGCGGGUUGGGGCACUCGCAAAAAUCGUUGGGGAAUCUACAACAUGCGCUGGUUUGUUUGGAGAAGAGGUUGGUGGUUUCGCACGAAUUGGGGAGUAUGGAGUCGAAGGCGGCUGCUUAUGGGGAGUUGGGACAGUUACAUGCUAAUUUGGGGAAUUCCGAACAAGCCAUUUCGUGCUUGGAACAUCAGAAAAGUAUCGCUCAAGAAUUAAGUGACAAAAUCAUGGAAUCCGAAGCAAUAAGUGGAUUAGGCACCGUUUACCAACAAACCGGCGACUACUCCACAGCUUUACGUUGCCACCAAAACGACUUAGAAAUUGCCGAACACUUAGGAUUACCUAACCUACAAAGUCGCGCUUGCGGAAACAUCGGCGCGGUUUACGAAUCCCUCGGAAAUUACGAACAAGCCGUAAGAUACCAAGAACAACACCUUCAAGUAGCCGCAAGCACCAACGAUCAACUCGCAAAAACUUUAGCUUACAGCUCAUUAGGGCGAAUUCACCAACUCUUAGGAAAUAUAACUCAAGCCAUCGCGUAUUUAACUCAAGGUUUGUGCAUAGCGGAAGUUUUGGGGAAACGCGACGAAGAAGCAAAGAUAAGGAAUAGAUUAGGAUUGGCUUUGUGGGUUAACGGAGAUUUAGAAGGGACUCAAAAACAACUUGAGAUCGCAACGAAUUUGUUAGAAAAUAUCCGGAAAGAAGUUAAAAAUUCGGAUAAAAUCGGGUUAUUCGAUCUCCAAACUUCGAGUUAUCAAGUUUUACAACGCGUUUUAGUCGGGUUAAACCGCCACGAUGAUGCUUUGGUGGUCGCGGAACGAUGGCGAAAUCGAAACGAUUUUGAAAACAAAGAAAAAUAUUUUGAGAACAAAAAAAACGAUGAAAUUGGGGGUAAUUUAGAACAAAUUAAGGAGUUGGUUAAUCGACAAAGAGCUUCAGUUAUUUAUUAUAGUAUAGCGGCGGGGUUUUUGUACUCUUGGUUAAUAACCCCGAUGAAAGGGGUGGUUAAGUUCCACCAAACUUCGUUGAACGAUGAAGUUGAAGUCCCCAAUUUAAAUAAUAACAAUAAUUUCUUUAAAAAUUCGGGGAUUUUAGAAAAAUUAGUUUCUGCAGUUCGCGAUAACUUGGGUUGCGAAUUUUUUUCGACAAUAAACGAAGAUUCAUCAAAUUCAUUCCCUGAUGAUAACCCGCAAGAUAGAAACGGGGGAUUUUUGCGCAUGGUGAAUCGCCAGCAUUUAAUGAACUCGAGUAAUUAUAGUUUAUCGUCGCUAUUUUCGCUGGGAAGUGUUGGAGGGUCGAUCGCCUCGCUGCAAGGAUCAACAAGAUCGAGUACAAGCGCUCAAGGUUCUACACGGUUACCACCACAAAAAAGAAAAACGUGGAAAGGGCCAUCUUGCUUACACGCUUUAUACACACUCCUAAUCCAGCCUUUCGAGGAAUUUCUCCCAGCUAAAAAAGACACAAAAACAAAAAAGGAGUUAAUUUUAGUGCUCGAAAACGAUUUAUAUUUGGUCCCAUUUCCGGUUUUGAGAUCAUCCCAAGACAACGCCGAGUAUUUGUGCGAAAGAUUUUCGUUAUUAACCGUCCCAAAUUUAUCCUGUCUAAAAUCAAAGUGCCAGAAAAAAAAUAAAAUUAACACCGACGGCGUAAAAAGCUUAGUUAUCGGAAACCCAAAGUUAUCUCAAUCCAUCACCGAUCAUUGGUUUUGGAAAGAAAUUCCUCAAGCUGAGCAAGAAGCCAUGAUGAUCGCGGAAUUAUUACAAACCCAAGCGUUUACCGGAAAAGAAGCAACUAAGGAGCAAAUUUUGAGCCAAAUUAACGAAGCUGAAUGUGUCCAUUUCGCCACUCACGUUUCCUGGAAAUUAUCCGCUGUGGUUUUGAGCCCACCAAAUGAUGUUUUGGAGGAAGAGGAGCAACAAGAAGCGAUUUCAUUAAGCACAAGCAACGAAUUACCCCCAACUUCAGAGUUUUUAUUAACCCCGAAUGACUUCAAUUCGCUCCAACUCAACGCAAAAUUAGUCGUAAUUAAUUCAUCCCACACGAAAGACCAACAAAAUUGGGCCACAUCCGACGGGUUAAUAACCUUGGUUAAAAGCUUAUUAGGAGCAGGGGUCCAAGCUGUCUUAAUUUCAUUAUGGCCCGUUCCCGAUACAGCAACAAAAAUUUUAUUACGAGCUUUUUAUUCCGCUUUGUUGCAAGGAACGCGAGCUGCUCGAGCUUUGGCCGAAGCAAUGCAAACCGUGCAACACACAAAACACUUCGCGCAUCCCGCAAAUUGGGCUGGAUUCGUGCUAAUUGGGAUGAACGUGAGAAUUUCGAACAAAGUUGCUUUAAUGGGGCAAGCCCUGUGCGAGUUAUUGCGGGUUCCGGAGAAAUGCCGAGAUGCUUUGAGGGUUACGCUACAUUUGGUGGAGAAGAGCUUGCAAAGGAUCCAUCGGGGGCAGAAAAACGCGAUGUAUACUACUCAAAAAUCCAUUGAAAAUAAGGUUGGAUUAAUAAACGGUUGGAAAGAGCUAUUAAUGUCAGUUGGAUUUCGUUUUGAGCCAGCCUCAAACGGCAUCCCAAGCAGCGUUUUUUUCCCCCAAUCGGACCCAGAAGAGCGCCUCACUCAAUGCUCCGCAAGCCUACAAGCUCUCCUCGCAUUAUCAAGCACCUCAAUUCAAGCCCUCUCAAAGCUAACCUCCAGCCCGGAUGUUGCAGAUGAUAUCAUCGCGGUGAUCCAAUCCUCAUUGUCCCAAUUUUCCAACAAAAAUCUUGAAUCUGACAGCAACAUCAAUGUUGAAUUGAACGUUCGAUUAUGGCGCACACCCGGAUGUCACGAAUUGUUGGCCUCGUUGGGUUUUGAUUUAUCCGAUGUGGGCCAAGAUAAGGUUACUUUAAGAACUGGGAAGCAAGCCAAUAAGCGCAAUGUCCAUUUCACUUUGCAAGCUUUGUUGGCGCUGUUUGAUACUCAAGAAGCUCCGAAGAGUCUUCCGGUUGAUUCAUCGAGCGUUUCGGGAGAUGAUGACGACGAUUUUAAUAAAGAGGAAGCAACACAGGAAGUUGCCCCCAAAGCAAAUUCAGUUCAAAGAUUGACUUUCCCAAGACCUGUUUUGCCAUCGAAGAGGCUAGGGGGUGCUUUUACGAGCUAUGUGAGGCGGAGAGGGGAACCAGAUGGCAGAACUGCUAACCCAGGGGAUGCCACGACGACCCAAAAUAAUCAAAAUAAAAAAAGUGGGGUUAUUUUGGCACGACCUGGAGGUGGUGAGAGUGAUGCUGCGUUCACUCCAAGUCCUCCAGUUGCGCUUCAUGGCGAAAAUCAAAGCAUAGCGAUGAGUUUGGUGCAUCAAAGUAGGAUAAGGAAUUUGUACUCGCAAGAUAAUGUGUUGGUUAAAGACAAUUUAAGACCUGAUAGCUCAAGCUCAACGAGCUCUGUAAAUGAGUGGGAGAAUGGGCAUAAUACUGUGUUGAGAAGGAGUAAUCAACCCCCUCCAAUUCCACCCCCGCGGAACAACAAAGCCCCAUUAGUCGAUUUACCCCUAUACAACAACUUAAACUUCGAAAACAGCUCCGACAGCGAAUUGGAAAAAAUGUUCAAUCGAAAUCAAAAACACCAAAAGAAUAGCUCAAAAAACAAAAACAACCAAAACAUGUCAACCUUAGACCGAUUAAGCGUCAGAACCGAAAUAAACCCCUCCCAAAACAUUUUACCACAACAAAAAAAAUUAAUCCCACUCACCAACGAAGAAAACCUCAACACCAUCAACGAAAGACUACUUUAUUUCUCACCAAACGAAUCGGCGCCAAAAGAAAUCAAACCAAACGAAGACAAAAAUCCCCCAUCUCAAACCCCCCAAGAAACGACAUCUACUUUACCGACAUCCUCAGCGUCAAAUCCCACAAAAACAAUUCACGACACGAUCUUAGCAACGCAAUUACGCCAUAUUAACCGCGAAUUAACCCCGACGAUUUCCGAAGUUUACCACGAAAGAAAUAUCGGAUUGGGAUUAGCCCCGCCGUUGGCGAAAUUGUUAUUAAACCCGGUUAGUUCGGGAAAUUCGGAUAAUACCUCGAAUACGACGAAUUUGUUGUUGGAUAAAAUCGGGUUGGGGUUGUUGGAGGGAAAUAACGUCGAAGUGAAUUCGGGUAAUCCCGGAAAUUGUAUGCGAUGUAAAUUGGAUAGCUCGCUUUGCGUCUGUUGCAAAACGGUUAAAUCGGGUUCGAAACCUUGGUUGUCGGAGAACGCGAGUGCUUUGCAACAAAUUCAUAGUUCCGAUUUAACAACCGCCGAUAUUUUAGAACGCGAGGUUAAAAAUAAAAAAUCGAUGAGAGGUGAUCAAAGAAAAGAUGAUUCGAGCGAUCCGAAAAGGUUAUCGCCGUUUUCGGAGAUGUCGAAACGCGAUGAAGGUGACGGAAGGAGUAUCGCGGAUAGUAAUUGUUCUAGUUAUAAAGGUACUCAAUUUAGGACUUAUCACGGGACGGAUAAGGGGAAAAUGCAAUUGGGGAGGAUGCGCGGCACUCUCGGGCCGGCUUCCGUUAGGAAAUCGAAAACGCAACAUCAAACGUGACAGUUAUUAUUAAGAUUAUGAUUAAGUGUUUAAAAAAGUGUAAAGAAUUAUUUAUGAAUUUAGUUAGAAUAAAAAAA